AUGAUUCACGAGGAUCAAGUCGUCAUGGCGCAGUCUCCUCUGAGAAUGUUUGAUGAAUUUCACAACAAGAAAUUUCUCAUCAGUGGCCAAGGUCCUGUGCGUCAGAUUGCCGCGAAUUUGGGCUUCAAUAAGCACAUUGUCACGAUAGAGGAGUUCAGCACUUCACCUGUAGCACCACAAGCCGCCGCUUUGAAGUCACUCCUUGCCAGGGAUUGGGAACAACACAUAGAGGACAGCAGGAGUCAAAAAAUGGCUGCGCACAUGAGCACAACGGUCGCUUUCAUCCAUUUUUCCUCGUGCAAAAUUGUGAAUGAUGCAGACACAUUCGAUUCGACGACAUUUCAAUGCCGAGAUGGCACAUUCCAGAAGAUGGUAGCAUUGGCAAUGAACCACAACACGGCUCCCAAAAAGUCAGGGCAGAGGGGUUGA
Molecule: messenger RNA, 429 nt
Organism: Notodromas monacha
Lineage: Eukaryota; Metazoa; Arthropoda; Ostracoda; Podocopida; Cyprididae
Source: the annotation of a GenBank genome assembly